AUUGGUGGAGAGUAUUUUGCAGAGGCUCUGAUGGGCCAGAAUCAGUCACACGUAGCGGAAGUACAUAGACAAUCACAAGCGCUGAUUUGGUCGAGUUCACCAUGGAGCCGCCGUUGUUUCCCAGAGAGUCGGGCCAGUUUGUUGCAGAGCGCAGUCAGGAUGUGUUUGUGGAGGAGGAAGGCGUUCAGAAGGUGGCCGAGAUGCUGUACGCUCUGCGAGAUAGUGACGAGCUGACUGCCAGUGGCUGGAAGAAGGCCAACCCUCUGGCCCCUGCUGCCACCUCUGACCAGGCUUUAAAUUGGAUGUUUGUGGUGGACACCAUGAACUUCUCUUUUUGGCCCGAGAAGGAAACCCAGCAGUGUGAGGUGACCUUUAACGGCACCACGUACACGGGCUACAUGACCUUGUGCGCCGCCAUCACCAGGGCCAUGGAGGAAGGCGUGCCCAUCACGGAUCCAAAGUUCUUCUCCCAGAUAAGCAUGGAGGAGUUGGCGCACGUUCUUCGAUCAGACAACGAAACGCCCAUGCCGAUGCUUCACGAGCGCCACCAGGUGCUGACUGAAGGCGGCCGCGUGCUGUUGCAGCACGGCGGAAGCUUCCGCAGUUUUAUCAGCCAGGCUGGGGACGACGCCCGGAAGAUGGUGGAGCUUGUUGUGGAGAAGAUUCCGUCCUACAGAGACGAGGCUGUCUAUGAGGGCAAGAAAAUCGCGUUCUACAAGCGAGCUCAGAUCCUGGUGGCUGACUUCUGGGGCAUCAUGGCGGCCCGAGGUGAGGCGGUCAUUACCAACAUGGACUGGCUCACCAUGUUCGCCGACUACAGGAUCCCUCAGGCCCUCGUCUACCUCGGCGCCCUGCGAUACUCUGAUGCUCUGAUGGGCAGCCUCAAGCACGGCGAGUUGCUGCGUUCAGGCGACAGGAGGGAGGUGGAGAUCCGAGCCUGUUCCAUCUUGGCGGUGGAGCGCAUCAGGGAGCGUCUGAGCAAGCUGCUGCAGGAACGGGACGGCAGGAGCUGCGGCGUCAACUCGGCCAUCAUCGACUUCUACCUGUGGCCGUACGCCAAGCAGCACCACAGAGAGAUGGCCCACAUUCCCAUCCACCACACGCGCUCCGUGUACUACUGACAAGCUGGCGGCCAUUUGCGGAGAGCAGGCAGUGCCUUAGACACCACCGUCCUGGGACCGAGCCAAGUUCGAAAUGUAUAUCUACCAUCAUGGUAUGAUGCAAUAUCACACCGUUAGAGCACAUGACCUGUUUCACGGAUUGUCCUGUCUUUGACUUGAUCAAUUAAUACAUUUAUUAAUGUCACUUUAAAUGCAAUAAAGUGAAUUCCC
This is a messenger RNA of Dunckerocampus dactyliophorus (ringed pipefish), 1331 nucleotides long. It is a transcript of the gene qng1, whose product is annotated as Q-nucleotide N-glycosylase 1. The record is from RefSeq and is a predicted model, not a curated record. The coding region runs from base 102 to 1121 and encodes 339 amino acids. The transcript is spliced from 7 exons. NCBI's taxonomy places the organism in Eukaryota, Metazoa, Chordata, Actinopteri, Syngnathiformes, Syngnathidae.